UGCAUGGAUGACGUUAAACAGAGCUCACAGAUGAGACAUCCCUUGAGUCUCUGUGUUCUGAGACCGAAGCCGGAGUGCACGGACGCAUAUUCACCAACUAUGUCUCCAAAUGAGAAAACGGUUGGCGUCUUCCCGGAUUCUCGAGUGAAUGGUUCACUGGACUCUAAGACCCAGUGUACUUCCGAUGCGUCAUUCAAAACUGAGGAAAACCUUCCUAUGGACUCUUUGUACAAACGUCGCAUAUCAGCGAUUGAAGAACCCGCGGCAUAUUCCGUUUAUGGGCAAGAACAACUCACCCAUACUUGUGAGUUCUGUGGUGAAUCAUUUCUCAAAAAGGGUGCUUUGCGAAUGCACAUCAAUUCUGUUCAUUUAGGUGCUAAAGCAGCGCCACACGUGCCGCAUACUGUCAAUAGCUGUGUUCCUCGAUUUCAAGAGUGCGCACAAUUCAUGUGAUCGUUCCAUUCUGUUCAUAAUACUUGUCCGGAUAGGUGUUUUCAUGAAAAAUGUGCACAUUUCACGUGCCAUGUAUUAAA
Dicrocoelium dendriticum is the source of this 533-nucleotide messenger RNA. Lineage: Eukaryota; Metazoa; Platyhelminthes; Trematoda; Plagiorchiida; Dicrocoeliidae. The record is from the annotation of a GenBank genome assembly.